Molecule: messenger RNA, 2931 nt
Organism: Vitis vinifera (wine grape)
Lineage: Eukaryota; Viridiplantae; Streptophyta; Magnoliopsida; Vitales; Vitaceae
Product: SNF1-related protein kinase catalytic subunit alpha KIN10
Exons: 10
Coding region: 1171-2715 (514 amino acids)
Biological process (GO): protein phosphorylation; intracellular signal transduction
Cellular component (GO): cytoplasm
Molecular function (GO): protein serine/threonine kinase activity; ATP binding
Source: RefSeq, a predicted model, not a curated record
UUCUGCUGCCUCUUGAGUUGAUGAGAAUUGGGGUUGCUUCGUUUGGUGUUUUGUCGUCCUCUGUUCUUGUCUUUUUUUGAGCUUUCUUAGCAGAUACUGACUGACGCCAGCAGCUCUGACAAUUUCGUAAAUCUAUUGGGUUUUUGGUGGAUUCUCUUGUUGUUUUGAGCUGGGUUUCUUUAGUUUCGUGUAGAUAUCUAUUGCUUGGCUUCGAUGUUGUCUAUGUCAUUUGUUUCUGCAUGUUCUUGGAUUGAUUUCAAUUGGGUUUUUCUUCGUUUCAACUUUGUUUUCAUCCAUUUUAGUUGGGUUUUCAGGUUUCUCGGCUAAUACUGGUCAAGGCCAAGAACUCUUACAAUUUGGUCAAUUUAUUUUAAUUUUUGGGAGGAUUCUCAUGUUAUUUUUCGAUUCGGUUUUGCUUACUUUUGUAAAAGUCUAUUGCUUCCAUAUCCUUCGUGGCAUAUCUAAGCUAGUUCUUGAAUUUCAUGUGAAUUGGGUUUGAACUUAAUCUUCAUAUAUUUUAGUGUGGUUUGAAGUUUAUAAGCCAAGCCAAUGCCGGUUCAUGUCAAGGACUCUUAAAUUUUGGUAAAUUUAUUAGAUAUUUGGUGGAUUUUCAUGUUGUUUUUGCUUUCUUUCGGAUUAAAAUCUAUUGCUGCACCAGUACCUGCUUUUAGCCCCAGUUACUGGAAUUGAUAUGUUUUCUCUUUAAUCUAAAUUCCCCUCUGAAUUAUAUUUGUUCAUGCCCGAGAAAUGGUCUUUAAUGCCUUCAAUUGGGGUUGUAGUUUUUUUGCUUCUUUCUCAAUAUAUUAGUAUGGUAGUUAAUUCUGAAUUCUUACUUCAUCAUUUUUCUCUUAUGUGCAUUUUAUAUUCUUUUGGGACCUUUUUAGUUAUCCAUGUGAGUGGUGAGUUGCUCAUUGUAGUGAUCUUCAAACUUCAGGUUUCUACUAUUCUUGGUUUCAUAGUUAUCAUCCAGUUUUUUGUAUUUGUCUAUUAGUAAAUUUGAGUAUUUUUGUCAACUAAGUUGUUAUUAUUGUAUCAAUAACUAUUAGUUAUUUUUGUGUUUGAUGGUAUCAUUUAAUGAUUUUGAUGAGGCAUUUGUGGCAUAGUUGGGAGGACUUGAUGCCCUUAGGCAAGCAUAUGUAUAGUUAAACUCACACGCACAAGCAAUAAUAGAUGACCGAUGUUGUUUUUUUAAUGUUCAAAAUUUUAAUUAUCUACUUUCUAACAGCUUCAAUGGAUGAAACUAUGGGGAGUAUGCCUUCUCAAAAAACUCUAGGGAAUUAUAGAUUGGGAAAGACACUCGGAAUUGGGGCCUUUGGUAAAGUGAAGGUUGCACUUCAUACAACAACAAAGCUAAAAGUUGCUAUUAAGAUCCUUGAUCGCCAAUCUAUUGAUGAUUCGACGGCAGACAGAGUGAAACGAGAGAUUAAUAUAUUGAGGUUAUUUUCACAUCCUCAUAUAGUUCGUCUUUAUGAGGUCAUAGAGACAAGGACAAAAAUUUAUGUUGUCAUGGAGUACAUGAAUUCUGGUGAGCUAUUUGAUUAUAUUACAGAGAAUGAUAGACUCCAAGAGGAUGAGGCUCGCCACUUUUUUCAACAGAUUAUUUCAGGUGUUGAAUGUUGCCAUGUCAAUAUGGUGGUUCACCGAGACCUCAAGCCAGAGAAUUUACUCUUGGAUACAAAACGCAAUGUCAAAGUUGCAGACUUUGGACUCAGCAAUGUGAUGCGUGAUGGUCAUUUUCUCAAAACAAGCUGUGGAAGUCCAAAUUAUGCUGCUCCUGAGGUUAUUUCUGAACAACUAUAUUCUGGUCCUGAGGUUGAUGUUUGGAGUUGUGGUGUCAUUUUAUUUGCUCUUCUCUGUGGAAGGCUUCCUUUUGAUGCUGAUAGUCUUUCGGGUUUAUAUGCAAAAAUAAAGAGUGGAAUAUACACAUUCCCAAAUCAUUUAUCUCGUGCUGCUCGGGAUUUGAUUGCUCGGAUACUUGUAGUAGAUCCGAUCAAACGUAUUUCAAUUCCUGAGAUACGCCGGCAUCCUUGGUUUCAACAGCAUCUUCCCAAAUACAUAGCUCUGCGCACAAUAGAUGCCAUAUACACUACAAAUAAGGUUGAUGAGGAAAUUGUCCAACAGGUGGUAAAGAUAGGCUUUGACAUUAAUGAAGUGAUCCAGUCUCUUCAAAAUAGACUGCAAAAUGAGGCAACAGUUGCAUAUCAUUUGCUGUUGGACAAUCAUUUUCGAAUCCAUUGCAGUUACCUUAAAAAUGAAUUUAUAGAAUCCUUGCCACAGGAUCCCAACCCCACUGAUCAUCCUGAAAUGCAAAUGAGUUCACUGGCUCCCAUGCAACGACAAUGGGCACUUGGAUUGAAGUCUCAAGCACGUCCCAUCGAAACAAUGACAACUGUUUUGAAGGUUUUUGAGAGAUUGAAUGUUAAAUGGAAGAAGAUAGGUCCUUACAACAUGAAAUGUCUUUGGAUACCACCAUUAGCUGCCUAUCCCAAGUUGACAGUUGGCAAUGAUCCUGCACAAGAUCACAUCUAUAGUGUGGAUCCAUCAAUUAUGGCCAUGAACAAAAGAGCAAUUAGAUCGCAAAAUGCUGUGAAGUUUGAAAUUCAGCUUUAUAAAACAAAUGACAAUCGGUAUCUUCUGGAUUCGCAAUUGCUUCAUGGGCCGCCCUUUAUGUUCCUAGAAAUCUGUGCAGCAUUUGUUGGAAUGGCAGCGGCAUAAUUUUGUUCUCAGGGGGUGCCAGGAAUGGAAUGAAGUUCCUGGCCUCGUGGAAUUGGUGUAAUUAUCUGGGUGUAGAUAUCCUGUUACAGAGGGGGAUGGCUCAGAGUCAGGGGGGUAGAGCUAAGAAGCUGGCUCUGAUUCUGAUAGUAAUGCUUAUGUACAUUUGCGUUAAAUAUUCAUACAUAUAUACAAAUGUCCGCUUGCCUAAUUGCAAUA